This is a messenger RNA of Pseudocercospora fijiensis CIRAD86, 804 nucleotides long. RefSeq lists its product as uncharacterized. The coding region runs from base 237 to 602 and encodes 121 amino acids. The transcript has a single exon. The record is from RefSeq and is a predicted model, not a curated record. NCBI's taxonomy places the organism in Eukaryota, Fungi, Ascomycota, Dothideomycetes, Mycosphaerellales, Mycosphaerellaceae.
CGCAAGGGCCAUGCCGAUCUCGACAAUCAGCCAAGCAGUCGCAGGAAUCACCGGUCGAUAUGGUCUUCUGAAACAAUCUCGUCGGCUUGGGUGUCGGGCCGGCGGCUGUAGAGCUGCCGUGGCAUGACCUUGGGUUGAGGCCAGGCCACAAGAUACGGGCAGACCAGCGCUGGCAUUCCGCUAUGCACAGAUGUUGCUGAGUCAAGGCCAAAAAGUCAACAGCCUGACGCUCAUCGAUGCGCCGAUGGCGAGCGGACUUUGCAACAUCCCGAACCGUUUUUACAAUUGGAAUCUCUCGAGGAGCGGAUGAUCGUACUGCAGAUUGGAUCGAACCUCAUAUUCGAGCAAUGAUGAAGCUGCUGCCGACAAUUUGGAUAGCACGGGAAGCUUGCGCUGGCAUCUUGAAUGUCCGCAGCUCACCUCACUUCAACUCAGCCUCUCCAUUUCCGUCUUCCCGCGAUACUUCCGACUGCCCGACUCCCAUUCCCAGAGAGUUUAAUGGUCGUAUCGAAGGGCGAGAUGUAGGUGUCGAUGGUUGGGAGAGGGUUUGCGUGAAGCUCCAAUUUUAUAAUGCGCGACUUGAGCUGUUUGUCUCGAAGUGAGAUUCUUGGACCCAGCUCCCAAUUGGGGCAAGUGAAGGGUGAGGGCUGGAAGAACGUCGCGAAGCAUGGAGAUGUCGAAGUUGCGGCUGCGCAUAGAGGUUCUACACCUGAAGGCUCGAUAUUGCUGGAAAAGAGUGUGUAUUGAACAGACACAGACGAUCUCCUACUGCUAUCAGCUUGUCGACGGCAAAAAGCUGGCUGG